AUGAAUAUAAAUUAUUAUAAUAAAUAUAAGAAAUUUCGACUCAUCCUUUUUUGUUUUAUAUUUUUUCCAUAUUGUUUAAUUGUACAACUUAUAGGGUGUAUAAAGUUGAAAACAUCAUAUAAGCAUGAACCGAUUUUAUUAUUAAAAAAUGAUGAACGUAUAAUUUCUUUAAAUAAAAUUAUUCCUUAUUUAACAGAAGAAGUGUUUAUAAGUAAAGAUAAUAUUAUGACAAAAAUAAAUGUGGAAAAUAAUAUAUGUAUAGAAUUAAUUAAAAAACAUGAAAUAUUAAAUACACCAAUAGAACAUUUUUUUCAUUUUACUAAUAGAGAGUAUACUAUAGAUUUACGAAAUAAUGAUAAUAUAUAUAAUUAUACAAAACGUAUUUUGAAUAAUAAACUUGAUUUUGAAUUAUGUAAUAAAAUAUUAAGCUUUACUAUUCCUAUUAAUUACAAUAUAUGUUCUUUUCCUUCUUACCAUAAUUAUUUUUUAUAUAUCAAUUAUUUAAAAGAUGUAAAGAUAGAAUUAAUAAUAAGUGCAUUAGAAAAAGCAAAAUUUUUAUUUCUUAAAAUUCCAAAUACAUUUAAUUUAAAUACUACACAUGCAAAUUUUAAUGACAACGAUUAUAUUAUCGAAAAAGGAAUAUUAGAAAAUGACCUUAUUAAAAUUGAUAUAUCAAAAAUUAUCCAUCGUUAUAUAUGUAAAAAAUAUUAUCUAUAUAAAUCUGAUGAACAAAUAAAUGAUGAUGAUCUAAGACAAAUCAACAAUAAUAAUUCGAAUAAUGACAUAUCGGAUAAGGAAAUAAAAAUGGUUCUCAUGACUUCACACACAUUAAGCGAUAUCAUUAUCUUCCCUUCCAUCAUUCAAAAUGUACAGGCAUUAAAACAUUACAAAAAUAUUAAAAAUGUUGUAAAAUUAAAGAAGAAAAUAAAAAAAAGAUAUACCGAGUGGGAAAAUUGGUCUCCUUGUUAUAACGUAUGCAAUAAUAAUUUUUCUUAUAAAUGUAGAUAUUAUAAAUGUACUACAGAAAAUCAAGAAUUUUGUGAUCAAAAUUUUCAUAUGAAUUUUUCCGAGUGUCCAUUUACACCUUGUGAAGAUGCCAUAAAAAAAGAAAAUGAGAAAAAAGAAAUAGAAAAGGACAAAAACAAAUCAAUCAUUAUAAAUCAUGAAAAUAAUAGAGAUCAAGAAGGUCCCAUAGAUGAUGAAACUAUGCUCAGAUAUAGAAAAAAUAAAAAAAUUAGUUUUUUUAUGUGGAUCAUAAAUAAUAAAAAAUUGUCUCUUGGUUUAUUGAUAUUUUUUAUAUCUGUAAUAGUCCUUAUCUGCAUAUAUUGCUAUAUAAAUUCAACACUCGGUUUUUAUAAUGAUGAAGAAUAUUACGUAUCGAAAUAUACAUAA
This is a messenger RNA of Plasmodium falciparum 3D7, 1392 nucleotides long. RefSeq lists its product as uncharacterized. NCBI's taxonomy places the organism in Eukaryota, Apicomplexa, Aconoidasida, Haemosporida, Plasmodiidae. Bases 1 to 1392 code for a protein of 463 amino acids. The transcript is spliced from 5 exons. The record is from RefSeq and is a predicted model, not a curated record.